This is a messenger RNA of Cariama cristata (Red-legged seriema), 1379 nucleotides long. Its product is annotated as T-complex protein 11 homolog. Gene Ontology annotation, biological process: regulation of sperm capacitation. Lineage: Eukaryota; Metazoa; Chordata; Aves; Cariamiformes; Cariamidae. The record is from RefSeq and is a predicted model, not a curated record. Gene Ontology annotation, cellular component: sperm flagellum; acrosomal vesicle.
CCAGCCCUCCACAAGUUCUCUCCGUGAACGAGCUACGGGAGAUAACUGAUGAUAUUUCCAAACUGACCAUUGUGCACGAAAUUGUACUCAACAGUGACUUCAAGCUGCAAGCGGCCAGCUCCUCCCCAGCCAGGGGUGUGUGUGUGUAUACACACGUCCUGGAAAACAGAGUGAAGGAGACCUUGCACAAAGCUUUCUGGGACAGCCUGGAGGAGCAGCUCUCUGCUAGUCCCCCAGACUACGCUUGGGCAAUCCACCUGCUGCAGGAGAUAAAAGAGGCCCUGCUAUCGUUGCUGCUGCCACAGCACAACCAACUGCGAAGCGAGAUUGAAGAGGCCUUGAACAUGGAGUUGAUUAGACAGGAGGCUGAGCAUGGGGCCCUGGAUAUCCACGGUCUCACCACAUAUGUCCUUGGCAUGAUGGCAAGGCUGUGUGCGCCCAUUAGAGAUGAGGAAGUACGGGGGCUGCAAAGCCUCGCAGACCCAGCUCAACUUCUCAGGUGGAUUUUCUGGGUGUUGAACCUGAUGAAAAUGGAUAUGCUGAAUUUUACCAUCCAAAGCCUCCGCACCCACUUGCAAGGCCACACCGUCCAGUAUGAACGGAAGAAAUUCCAGGAACUCUUCGAUAAGCUGCCUAACAGCCUGGAUCGCACCAGAGGAUGGCUGUGCAAAGCGGCAGCAGAAGUGUCUGCAUCCGCACGCUCGCUGGGGUCAACCAGCAGUAGCACAGCUGUGCCAAGUCUCACGUCCGUGCUAAAUCAAGGAUACAUGAACCUGCUCUGCUGGGACCCUGGGCAGGAAUAUCCUGAGACGCUCUUGAUGGAUCAGGCCCGACUGCAGGAAGUACAAGCGCAGGUGAAUCAGCUUACCAUCGUAGCUGCAGUCCUGCUAGUGAGGGCUGGCACGUGUGGCAGCACCUUAUGUGGCUCACCUGGGUUUGUAGCUAGGCUGAAACGGGUAACAAAGGUGCUCUUGGAAGGUCUGUCUUGUACCAGGUAUGAAGAAGCUUUAGAAGACAUCAGCAAACAAGUGCUCCAGGAAGUCAGCAGGACGCUCUCGCAGCUGGGUUACCCUGCUUUCACCACUGACAAAUGUGCUUUCCUGAAAGGCCAGAUAAAAAGCAUCGUGGACAAGGGCAACGCAGUCCGACAUGUCAUCGAGCAGCGGAUUCAUUCCUUCCUCAGCCUUUUCAUUUCCCCUGAUGGACAGAAUUCUCAAAAAGAUUUCAUUCAGGAGGAGCUGCUGGAAGUUGGGCGCAGGUUUGGAAGCGUGAUCCACCACAACAGGCAGGUGUAUGGACCUUACUACUUGGGAAUUCUCAAGAAGAUGCUUCUCCCCGACGCAGAACCAGACUCAGAGGCAGGGAUGGAUUCUUUCUGA